Molecule: messenger RNA, 1263 nt
Organism: Peronospora belbahrii
Lineage: Eukaryota; Oomycota; Peronosporomycetes; Peronosporales; Peronosporaceae
Source: the annotation of a GenBank genome assembly
AUGAGCAAUAAUAUUAAGUCACGAGCGGGUUCUGCGAAGGAGCGUAGCGUCUUUGUCGGUAAUAUCCCAUACGAUGUCACAGAGGAGAUGCUCAAGGAAAUCUUCUCAGAAGCAGGAUCUGUGGUCAAUUUCCGUCUCGUGACAGAUCGAGAGACGGGGAAACCAAAGGGAUACGGUUUUUGUGAAUAUGCAGAUGGAGCGACAGCUUUAAGUGCCAUGCGGAAUCUCAAUGGCUACGAGAUUAAUGGUCGUAACCUUCGUGUUGAUUUUGCAGACGGUGGUGACAAGUCUGGAGGAGUAGAGAGAAAACGACAUGAUAAUGGAAGUCAGAAUCGUCCUGGAGGACCUAGCAGUGGUAAUUUCAGAACGGGUGUAGCUGAUGGAGGACCGCCUACGAUGGUGACAGGAGAAAUGGCAAUCCAUGCGAUUGAGUCAGCCAUUGCACGGCUUGGGCCAGUCAAGCUAUAUGAUAUGUUGGUGCAACUCAAGGAACAUGCGAGGCAAAAACCAGAGGUUACAAAGAGUAUUUUAAUGGCAAACCCGGCGCUCACACAUGCAAUUGUGCAGAGCUUCAAGACACUACAGAUCCCCAUUCCGUCGCCAACAGAGGCACAACCAGUGCUACUAGCCCCACCUUCGACAAUGCACCAACCAACGCCGAUUGCAGGAAGGAUAAUGCAGCCGUCAGUACGCCCAUCAAUGAAUGGAAUGAUGGGAUCUGGUCAGGGCAUUCUAGGCAUGGCUCCACCGGCAAUGAUGGCUUCUCAUCCUCCUGCAUCAGCGCCAGCACCGACUAAGUCUGGUGGUACACGUUGGAGUGCGCGACCCGGACCCUUGGCUACUCAGUCGACGAGUGCUGCCAUGGCUAAUAGGGCUGCCGUCGGCAUAUCUGCUUCUAGUCCCAUGCAAGCUCAGCCCCAACCAGGUUUAAUACCUACACCAACUGGACUGUCACAGUCGAGUGGACCUUCCAAUAGUAACUUGGCACAUGCUAAUCGCGACCCACGACGACCAGGAAGAGACCCGCGUUUGGCUAAGAGACCGUAUCCCGCUGAUCAAGGAGUGAUGUCGACGACGGAGGACAAGGAUGCUUCAAAGCGUGCCAAGCCCAGUGCUGCCGAUGGCGACGCCUCUCCGCCUGGUCACUUUGAUGCUAUCGCGGAACUUGCGCGUGAUAUGACCCCGGAAAAACUGGAUAUGCUGCCACCAAACGAGCGGCAGAUGCUGCUGGCUUUCAUGCAACAGAACAAUAUUCCGUUUUAA